Ostertagia ostertagi is the source of this 204-nucleotide messenger RNA. The record is from the annotation of a GenBank genome assembly. NCBI's taxonomy places the organism in Eukaryota, Metazoa, Nematoda, Chromadorea, Rhabditida, Trichostrongylidae.
AUGGAUGCUUGGUCUGAUGGUGACAUGGCAUUUCUCAGGACGAUUCGCACGAAAAUACUCAAUUUCGUUUCACCCAACCGAAAGCUUCAUAAGUCAUCAACGAACUCAAUAACCCUCGUCAAAGGUUUCUUACCAGCUGAGGCAGAACGUUUCGUCAAGAAACGGUCACAAGUUAAGCGCAUGCAGGAGCAUCGAAAUGAGGCG